This is a messenger RNA of Phragmites australis (common reed), 2437 nucleotides long. Its product is annotated as pentatricopeptide repeat-containing protein At4g18520, chloroplastic. Bases 281 to 2161 code for a protein of 626 amino acids. Gene Ontology annotation, molecular function: RNA binding; protein binding. The transcript has a single exon. Gene Ontology annotation, biological process: RNA modification. The record is from RefSeq and is a predicted model, not a curated record. NCBI's taxonomy places the organism in Eukaryota, Viridiplantae, Streptophyta, Magnoliopsida, Poales, Poaceae.
UAACCCUGCCCUGAACCACUCACAUCAAAAAUCCGAAAUCCACCCCCACAGAAUCAAAAGCAGCCCACCCUCUCGACCGCCUCCGCGGCCGAUCGCCGGCCGCUGCUGCCUCCGGCUGGCCACCUCCCCUCCCACCGUCGCCACCAGCAACUUGCUCUCGCCGCCGCCGCCGCCGCCUUGUCCGCUCGCCCGGCACACGCCGAUACUUGGUGGCGCCUUCGCUUUGCUCGUGCUUCCUCUCUCCGAAUCAGGCGCACGACGGAGCGGGGGCGGAAUCCAGAUGCUACUCUGCUGGUCUCCUUCUCCCCCUCGAAUCCAAACCUAUCAUCCGCUGCCUCCACUUCGCCCGAGCAGCUUCCCUCGAAGCGUGCUCAGACCCGGCAAGCAGGGGAGGAGCAAGGAGUGCAAGCAGCCGCGCGUCAGGGCGCAAUCUUUCCCCGGAAAGAACCAAUCUUUGCGCGCCCAACCCCGCCGGGCUGAUGGCUGCGGCCCUGCGGCGGAAGACCCGGGUGGUGAUUUGCCAGGCUCCGCGGCGCCGUCGCUCCCGGACGCCGAGGCGCUCGCUUCCUGUUUUCGUUCUUGCGGGAGCGCGGCCGGCGUCCGGAGAGCGCACGCGGUCGCCCUGCGGUCACUCGACAACCUGGGUGUGUUCGUGUCCAACAAUCUAAUCAGCGCUUAUGUGAAGUUCGAUGAAGUUCUGGAUGCGAGGAAGGUGUUCGACAAAAUGCCCCAGACGAGUGUUGUAUCGUGGACGGCUAUGAUGAACGGAUAUCGGAAGCUGGGCCAUCACAGUGAUGUUGUGAGGCUGUUCUUGAAUAUGGCGGCCAGUGGGGUGCAAGGUAACAGCUUGACUUUUGUUUGCCUGUUGAAAUCUUGUGGGGAGCGGUGUGACGCUAAGCUGGGUCGGCAGGUCCACUGUUGUGUUGUCAAAGGUGGGUGGAGCAAUGUGAUAGUGGACAGUGCCGUCGCACAUUUCUAUGCCCAGUGCGGCGAUGUUGCCAGUGCUUCGAAUAUGUUUGAUAAGAUGGCAUCUCGUGAUGUUGUCUCGUGGACAACAAUGAUCACGGCUUAUGUGCAGCAUGGACAUGGUGACAAAGCUCUUCGGAUGUUUUCAGCGAUGGUGUCUGAGGGAUUUCGCCCCAAUGAGUUCACUGUGUGCAGUGUCCUCAAGGCUUGUGCGGAAGAGAAGGCUCUAAGAUUUGGAAAGCAGUUGCAUGGUGCUGUUGUGAAGAAGCUGUACAAAGAUGAUAUCCAUGUUGGUAGUGCUCUCGUCACCAUGUAUGCCAGAUGCGGUGAGGUGUUUGAUGCUCAGACAGUGUUUGAUAAGAUGCCAAGAAGAAAUACUAUUACAUGGACUUCUAUGAUCUCUGGCUAUGCUCAAACUGGCUAUGGUGAAGAAGCUGUCUUAUUGUUCCGAAAGAUGAAGAUGCGCAGAGUGUUUGUUAACAACCUCACUAUUGUUGGUAUCCUUGGUGCUUGUGGCUCUAUGCAAUCACUUCAUCUCGGAAAGGAACUGCAUGCACAGAUAAUAAAGAACUCUAUGGAAGAGAAUCUUCAAAUUGGGAGUACACUUGUUUGGUUCUACUCUAAAUGUGGGGAGUAUACUUAUGCUGCAAGAAUUCUAGAAGCAAUGCCUGACCGUGAUGCUGUUUCAUGGACAGCUAUGAUUUCAGGCUACAAUAGUCUUGGUCAUAAUAUUGAAGCGCUUAAAUCAUUAGAUGAGAUGUUAUGUGAUGGUGUGAUACCAAAUACUUACACUUAUUCCUCAGCUUUGAAAGCUUGUGCCAGAUUGGAGGCUCUGCGAGAUGGAAGGAGGAUUCAUGGUGUUGUUAACAAGACCCAAGCUUUCUCAAAUGUUUUUGUGGGAUGCUCACUGAUCGAUAUGUAUAUGCGGUGUGGGAAAGUUGAUGAAGCACAACGAGUCUUUGAUGCCAUGCCAGAACACAACAUGGUAACAUGGAAAGUGAUUAUUACAGGAUUUGCUCAGAAUGGACUCAGCGAAGAGGCUUUAAAAUACAUGUACCUAAUGCAGCAAGAAGGGUAUGAUGUUGAUGACUUUGUGCAUUCAACAGUUCUGACAUCAUGUGGAAAUCUUCAGUUGAAAUCGAAGUGCAUCUCUUUUUCUGGCUCAAUAACUGGUUCACUUUCAGAGAUGUUUUAGAUUAGUUAGCAAAUAUCAGCAAAAUGCUGGUGCAACUGUACAAAGUCAGUGGUCGGACUCAGGUUGCUUCAACUAGUUUCUAUCUGAUUGUGCAAGAUCAUAGAAAGACGCGAUCAGAAACAUGUCAUUUCAAGGAGUGGGUAUACAUAUUUGUACUUGAAGGGAACAUUUACUAACCAUUUUCCUUCGAUUUCCUUAUGAAGCUGUGUGUACCAUAAAAAACUGAAGUGCAGACUGCAGACAGAACUUAAUUAGAUGUGUUUUGAGUUCUGAUUC